This is a messenger RNA of Papaver somniferum (opium poppy), 2256 nucleotides long. RefSeq lists its product as uncharacterized. The transcript is spliced from 3 exons. The coding region runs from base 1 to 2256 and encodes 751 amino acids. The record is from RefSeq and is a predicted model, not a curated record. Lineage: Eukaryota; Viridiplantae; Streptophyta; Magnoliopsida; Ranunculales; Papaveraceae.
AUGACCGGAGGUGUUGAUAAAGUUAAUACAAUAAAAGAGGCUGCAUCUCAGUUGCAGGCUCAAUCAGAUCGAUUGGUAACAUUGGAAGAGGCUGUUAAGACAAUCUCUUCUGCAGUUCGUUCUUUAGCUACUGAUAUCAUCCCUGUUAAAGAAUCUCUCACCACAAUUGUUCUGCUGUGUCAACGAUUGGGUAUUCCUACUACUCCAAUUCAGCCGGAAAACCCAGAACAAACUGCCAUCCCAGCUGCUCAGGAGUUGAUUCAUCAAUCUGGUAAAUAUUCUCGACACCCAAAAAUUGAUUUUCCCAGAUUCGAUGGUUCUAAUCCUAGAUGUUGGAUCCGUAAGUGCAAUAGGUAUUUUCAGUUAAAUUCUAUUGAUGAAUUUCAUAAAGUGGAUCUAGCUUCAAUCCAUUUUGAUGGUAAAGCAAAUUCAUGGUUUUUGGACUAUCAAGAGGGUAAACCUUUCAUAGACUGGCCUCAAUUUUCUUCUGAUGUAUGUUGUCAAUUUGAAGACGUAGCUUAUGAUAAUUAUGUUGGUAGUUUUAACAAAUUAGCUCAAAUUACUACUGUUGAAGAAUAUUAUGAACGUUAUGAGUCCUUAAAAGCUUUAAUGAAAUCUCGCAAUCCAAGUUUAUCUGAAGAUUAUUAUACUAUGAGUUUUGUUAGUGGGUUAAAGGAAGAAAUUCGUAAUGUUGUUCAGAUGUUCAAGCCUGCUUCAGAUACUGAUGCUUUUUACCUUGCUAGAAUGCAACAGGCUUCUGUUGACUUUCAAUAUAAAAACCAUAAGCCAUUUUCUCGACCUUUUCAACCCUCUACCACUAACUAUUUACCAUCUACUUCUAAACCAACUUUGUUACCUCUCACCACCCCACCUAAAACAUCUUUUUCAAACACAAAACCAAUUAUUAUACUUCCUCAUACACCUACUAAACUUGAACCUAAUACACCUCCAAUUAGGAGACUUACCCCAGCUCAAAUGAAGGGACACAUGUGCAAGACUCAACAAUUGUUUAUGUUAGUAGCUUCAGAUGAUGUUGCAUCACCUUCUUCUGAAGACACUGAAGAUGAGGUUGCAUCUCCUCCUUCACCUGCAAUAUCUACCAUGGAAAUUUCUUUACAUGCCUUAACUGGCUUAGUCACACAAAAUACCAUCAGAGUACCUGGUCAACUUUACUCUCAUGAUAUAUUUAUACUUAUUGACACGGGCAACACUCACAGUUUUGUUGAUGCUAAAUUAGCUGACCAGCUACAACUUCCAGUGGAACCCACUGGCCAAAUGCUAGUGACAGUGGCUAAUGGUGAUUCAACUAUCAGUAGAGGCAUCUGCAAUCACUUACAAUGGUCUAUGCAGGACUACCAAUUCCAGGGUGAUUUAAGGGUUCUACCACUUGGUGGUUGUGAUAUGUUCUUAAAAAAUAAUGCCCCUACUAUCAUUGGCCAAUUAUUCUCUAUUUCCACUGCUCCAUUAGAACCCAUUCACCCUGACAUAUCUACAUUGCUAGACUCAUAUGUUGAUGUUUUUGAACCACCUACCUCCUUACCACCUCAAAGAGCUAUUGAUCACCAAAUACCCUUGAAGCCUAAUGCUGCUCAUAUCUCUCAAAAGCCAUACAAAUGUCCUCAUCUGCAAAAAUCAGUUGUUGAGAAGUUAAUUCAAGAAAUGUUGGAUGUUGGAUUUAUACAGGACAUCCAUAGUCCAUUUGCUUCACCUAUCCUUCUAGUCAAGAAGAAGGAUGGCUCUUGGAGAUUUUGUGUAGAUUACAGAAAGCUCAAUGACAUCACUAUUAAAGAUAAGCUUUCAAUUCCAUUGAUUGGUGACUUAUUGGAUGAACUUCAUGGUGCUGUCAUUUUUACCAAAAUUGAUCUUAAGUCUGGAUAUUACCAAAUCUUAAUGCACAUUGCUGACAUACAUAAAACUGCAUUUAGAACCCAUCAAGGGCACUAUGUAUUUAGAGUCAUGCUAUUUGGCUUAACAAAUGCACCUGCCACCUUUCAAUCCCUUAUGAACACUAUUUUUAAACCAUUUUUAAGGAAACUUGUUUUGGUAUUUUUUGAUGACAUCUUGAUCUAUAGUAAAUCUUUAGAAGACCAUGCAGUGCAUUUGUCUCAAGUCCUAUCCUUAUUGAGACAACAUUCCUUGUUUGCCAACAAGAAUAAAUGUUGUUUUGCUCAAACCAAGCUGGCUUAUUUGGGAUACUUAAUUACUUCUGAGGGUGUAGCUGCUGAUCCUGACAAGAUAGCUGCAAUGCCACAAUAG